Carica papaya (papaya) is the source of this 1350-nucleotide messenger RNA. Its product is annotated as F-box protein PP2-A12. Lineage: Eukaryota; Viridiplantae; Streptophyta; Magnoliopsida; Brassicales; Caricaceae. Gene Ontology annotation, molecular function: protein binding. The record is from RefSeq and is a predicted model, not a curated record.
UUUUGGUUGUCAUCCGCGAAAAAACAAAACAAAUAGGAACGAAGCUAUACGCCUCCCUCUCUAUAAGUACCUUCUUCUUUUCCAUUAAACAUCUCUCUUUCUUCUUCUUCGCUUUUUGAUUUCACUGUUCAACAACAAUAUUCCUAUUCUGGCUACCCUUUCUGAUUUUCCCUCUUUCUUUUCUGCGUUUCGCUUCAUGGGUGCCAACCUUUCUGCUUUAUUUACAGACCCCAAUUUUUUAUCCUCUUCUUAUCCUUCCUCUUCGUCCUAUUGUCUAUCAUCCUCCUCAUCUUCUUCUUCCAGAACCGGUUUGGGGGACUUGCCGGAGAGCUGUGUCGCGUUGAUUAUUGGGAAUUUGGAUCCCCCGGAUAUUUGCAAAUUGGCAAAACUUAAUAGAGCUUUUCGUGGUGCUUCAUGGGCUGAUUUUGUCUGGAAAACGAAAUUGCCUUCUAAUUAUCACAUUCUUAUUCAGAAACUCUUUGGGGAUUUUCCUCGACAGCUUGAUAAGAGGGAAAUCUAUACCAUGUUAUGCCGGGUUAAUUCCAUUGACGGCGGCACAAAGCAAGUCUGGCUUGAUAAGCGAACAGGUGGUGUCUGUUUAUCAAUUUCUUCAAAGGGCUUAUUGAUUACUGGAAUUGAUGAUCGAAGGUAUUGGAAUCACAUUCCAACAGAAGAAUCCAGGUUCUCUACCAUUGCAUUUCUCCAGCAGAUUUGGUGGUUUGAAGUUGGUGGGGAGGUUGAGUUUCCAUUUCCAGCAGGAACUUAUAGUGUAUUCUUCAGACUACAAUUGGGGCGUGCGAGCAGGAGGUUUGGUCGCCGGGUUUGUAACACAGAGCAGGUACACGGUUGGGAUAUAAAGCCUGUGCGAUUUCAACUAUGGACGUCAGAUGGUCAAUAUGCUGCUUCCCAGUGUAUACUAAAUGAUCCUGGCAAGUGGAUGGAGUACCAUGUCGGGGAUUUCGUGGUAGAAAAUUCCAGUGGCUCAACGACAACGAAGAUAAAGUUCUCGAUGACCCAAAUCGACUGUACACACACCAAGGGAGGUCUGUGUUUAGAUUCUGUAGUAAUAUACCCAAGCAAACUUAAAAGAGUGGUUGUAAGUGAUUUUUGAUUGCACUUAGAACCAUUUGUAGGUUGGAAGCCCUUGUAUUAUAUAGAGAAGAGAGAAUCAAAUGCUAGUGGUUUUAGUUUUAGAGCAUUUGUAGGGCAAGGCAUUUUCUGUGUAUAGUUUUUGAUUUACUUUGUUUCUCACUCACUCUUCAGUUUGCUGUAGUCUGUAUACCACGGCGGCUGUGCUUAUUUUUGGGGAAUCAAUGCUGCUUGAAACAUUCAACUUUCUUUUGUUUGUUA